Molecule: messenger RNA, 1510 nt
Organism: Arabidopsis arenosa
Lineage: Eukaryota; Viridiplantae; Streptophyta; Magnoliopsida; Brassicales; Brassicaceae
Source: the annotation of a GenBank genome assembly
ACCCAUUCAUCUUCCACUUUCUCUCUCCGACAAAAAUGGUAACGCUCCGCCAGAGGACGACGGUGGUGACCAGAGAACCUGAGCCGAAGAUGGAAGAAGAACGACUCUGCGAAGACUUAACGAUUCUCUCCUCCGAUUCAGACGAUUCUUCCUCCGAUUCAGCUGUGAAGCACUUGCGUGGACGUUGGGAACUUGCUUCGGUUCUCAAUUUCUUCAAUGUCUUUGGACCACUUGUCUCGGAGAAAUUGAAGUUAACAGCUGAAGAAAUUGAGAUGGGUCUUAUAGAGUCCAACACUACAAAUGCUCAGCUUCACAUUGCUCUUUUGAAGGGGAUACCACCGGUGAAUAAAACGGUAGACGAUGCAAAUGCUUGGAUCACGGUUUUGUGUAAGAAACUUGCUCCAUGGUGGCCAUGGAUUGCUAAGGGUGAAAUUCCUAUUACUGCUAACAAAGGGGAGGAGAUAUCUGAAUACCAACGACUUGACCCUAUUAACCGCCUGAAGAUUCUGAAGGCACUUUGUGAGCUUCGAGUUCAACAAGAUGAUGCUCGUUCGUAUAUUCAAGAAAAUACCAAAGAAGGAGACUGGGAUUCCCGUUUCCGCAAAAGGAAGUUAGGAGGAGAUGGAAAGAAGACGUCUUACUGGUUUGAUGGUAAUGACAUCCAGGGGUACAGAAUAUAUAGGGAAGUCAAUGAAAUCUCAAAGAAGAAUGCUGGCUCGGAUUUAUCUUGUUUGAGCUGGGAAACUGAAGCAACCAAUCUAGAUGAAUUUCAGAGAGUCGCUAGGGAGUUAUCAUCAAGCAAAGCUUCUUCUUUGGCUGCAAUUGGCGGGAUGAUUGAGACAGAAGCUAUACCUGUUGUUGAGAAAUAUCAUAAGAAGAAAGAAAGGGCCAUGAAAAAGAAAAUGAAGCAAGAGAUGGUUGUUAAUGUCAAUUUCUCGCGUACUCUCCGAACUACUCGUUCUUGUCGUAAUCGUAUGCCUGCUACUUACACCUUUGACGAGUAUGACAAGAUGAUCAGUGAUGCCGUGGAAGAAACAGAGGAAACCGAUGGAGAUGAGGUAGAAGGAAGGGAGCAACAAAGUACCUCAUUGGGGUCAAACGACAGUUCUGAAGGUAACAAGAUGAAGUCAACAGAGGAUGAAACACCUGAAAUCAACAAUGAGGAUGAAAAAGAGAAUGAGAAAAGCAAGGAGGACGCAGAGCCAAAGGAAGAAUUCGGUGCCAAAAACAGGUUGAGACAAAGAGUUACCAGGAACUCAGCCAUCUGUUAGUUAAAACCUCAAUGUUGUUGAAGAAAUAGUAUAAAAAGCUUUUGAAGUGUUGUCUGUUGGUGGAGAGACCAAGCUUUUGAUUAGAAGAUUUAGAACUUGGGAGAUAUAUUUUCCAUUUUUGGUAUAUGAUGAUGAUAUACUCCAUUCCUAACAGUGUAGAUUUGACUCUUAUUAUGUAGUAUCUCUUCCAUCUUUGAUGUUAUGGUAAACUAUUUUUAGAAAAAACUUUAGGUCUUUGA